Diospyros lotus (date-plum) is the source of this 2227-nucleotide messenger RNA. RefSeq lists its product as uncharacterized. The coding region runs from base 208 to 1827 and encodes 539 amino acids. Lineage: Eukaryota; Viridiplantae; Streptophyta; Magnoliopsida; Ericales; Ebenaceae. Gene Ontology annotation, cellular component: plasma membrane; plasmodesma. The record is from RefSeq and is a predicted model, not a curated record. The transcript is spliced from 9 exons.
CACGGCACCCCCCCCCCCCCCCCACGCCUCUCUCUCUCUCUCUCUCUCUCUCUCUCUCUGUAAACAUACAUAAUCUUCAACUGUUCUGUCAUCUCUCUCUAGUUGUUGAAUGCUCCUGAAGAGGGUUUAUCUUUUCUUCUGUGCUGAAGAGUUGGGAGGCUUAUGCUGAAGAGGCAGGGAGGCUAGCUUGAAGCUCAAGAUCACACCAUGUUGUUGUUGUUGAACAGAUCACUGCUGAUCUCUCUUCUCACCGCCCUUCUCUUCUUCUCCGGCUCUGCCGAUUUUCGCAACUUCCAAACGCCACCUAUUUCAGGGGAAGUUUUUGGGGAAGAAUAUUAUGGUGGAGUGGUUGAGAGGUUUCUGGCUGAGGAGCCGAGCGGUGAGCCGGCUCUGAACUCAUCGUAUAUUGUUUUGGCCGCGAAGAGGACUCACCGGAAAGACCCCCUUGAUGGGUUCAAGAGAUACACCGGCGGCUGGAACAUCAGUGAGCGCCAUUACUGGGCUUCAGUUGGUUUUACUGCUGCUCCAUUCUUUGUAAUUGCAGCAAUCUGGUUUUUGGUCUUCGGCUUCUCCUUAUGCCUCAUCUGUCUCUGCUAUUUCUGUUUUAGAAGGGAGCCUUAUGGCUAUUCUCGCACGGCUUAUGCUAUCUCUCUUAUUCUCCUCGUUCUCUUCACCCUUUCUGCAAUAGUUGGAUGCAUUGUUCUGUACACUGGUCAAGGAAAGUUCCAUAAUAGUACAACGAAAACAUUGAAUUAUGUAGUAAGUCAGUCUGAUACAACCGUGGAGAAACUUAGGAAUGUUUCCGGAUAUCUUGCUGCAGCUAAGGAUGUUGGAGUUGUUCGAGUUUUUCUACCUUCUAAUGUCCAAGGUGACAUUGACCGCAUCGAAACCAAGAUUAACUCUUCUGCUACUACCCUCCAUGUUAAAACAGAGGAUAAUUCAAGAAAGAUACACAAUCUCUUGGAAGCUGUGAGAUUGGUUCUUAUCAUCCUUGCUGCUGUUAUGCUUUGCCUUGCAUUUAUUGGAUUCUUACUCUCAAUGUUCGGCAUGCAGUUGCUUGUGUACACGUUGGUGAUCAUUGGAUGGAUACUCGUCACAGGAACGUUCGUUUUGUGCGGUGUAUUCCUUCUUCUACACAAUGUGGCUUCCGACACUUGUGUUGCCAUGGACCAAUGGGUCCAAAACCCAACUGCUCAUACAGCAUUAGAUGAUAUUCUGCCCUGUAUUGAUAAUGCAACUGCCCAGGAAACCUUGUCACAGAGCAAGAAAGUCACUUCUCAGCUUGUUGGUGUGAUUAAUCAAGCCAUCAUCAAUGUCACUAACAUGAACUUCCCUCCCAAUCUUGCUCCUUUAUACUACAAUCAAUCUGGUCCUUUGAUGCCAACCCUCUGUGAUCCGUUCAAUUCAGAUUUGACACCUCGAGCUUGCAGAACUGGUGAAGUGGAUUUGAACAACGCGACAGAGGUUUGGGGAAACUAUGUCUGUCAGGCUUCACCAGGCGGGAUUUGCAUCACUGUAGGCCGUCUGACCCCAACAAUCUACAGCCAGAUGUCUGCCGGUGUGAAUGUGAGCUACGGUUUAUAUCAUUAUGGUCCAUUCCUAGUCGAGCUACAAGACUGCACGUUUGUGCGACAAACUUUUAGCGACAUAUAUAGGGAUUAUUGUCCCGGUCUGCAGAAGUACAGCAAAUGGAUCUACAUCGGGCUGGUGAUGGUUUCGGCUGCAGUGAUGCUCUCCCUAAUUUUCUGGGUCAUAUAUGGGAGAGAACGCAGGCACCGCGUCUAUGCCAAAGCGUGCAUGGCUACAGGUUUUGAAGAAGCCAAGUAAAGUUCGAAAAAAGGUGUAGUUCAAUUAUAUAUCUUACACUUUGGACUAUAAAUUCGUAUCCAGUUUUGGAGUCUAUGAAAUUUUAGUUUGUAGGGAUCUGUUUAUUAUGGUAGAGUUUCAAGUCUUCUUGGCUUGAUGAGGCCUACAGGGCUCCCACUCCACUUGCAUUCCUCGGGGUUGUGUUGGGUGUACAGUUCUGAUUUAUUUGGGUUUUUAUCUAUCGUUAUCCAGAACCAGCCUUAGUAGCUAUGAUAAUGUUGUUCUUUUAUGACCAAAAAGUCAUGGGGUUUGAGUUCGAGAUGCUCUUUCACUUAGGUCACAUGUGGUGACAUGGUUUCUGUUACAUGUUUGACUAUAAAUUUGGGUCCUUGAUUUUAAGAUGUUACUAUUUGAAAUGUUA